Sinocyclocheilus rhinocerous is the source of this 1061-nucleotide messenger RNA. Its product is annotated as protein prune homolog. The transcript has 7 exons. The record is from RefSeq and is a predicted model, not a curated record. Lineage: Eukaryota; Metazoa; Chordata; Actinopteri; Cypriniformes; Cyprinidae. Gene Ontology annotation, cellular component: cytoplasm. Gene Ontology annotation, molecular function: exopolyphosphatase activity. Bases 87 to 1061 code for a protein of 324 amino acids.
CACUACACUUUACAGAGGCACUGAAGGGCAUUUUAUACUCCUUCAGGAUAUUCCGUUACGUGAAAACUCUCGGGCUCCGUGUAACAAUGGAGGCAUAUUUACGGAGCUGUCGUGGCGUGCUUAAGGGUUGUAGUAAGAACAGCCCAGGGCUGCAUGUCGUAAUGGGAAAUGAGGCUUGUGAUAUGGACUCCAUGGUAUCAGCCCUGACCUUCGCCUACUUUCUUUCAAAGAGUCUUGAUUGUAAGAAGAUGCCGGUCCCUGUACUCAACAUCCCACGAGCUGAGUUCCCCUUGCGCUCUGACAGCAUCUUUCUGCUGAGAGAGACCGGUCUGUCGCAGGACUGCCUGCUGUUCAGAGACGAGGUGGACCUCCACGGCCUGCACAAGAAUAAACAACUGAUGCUGACCCUGGUCGACCACAAUAUUCUGCCCAGUGCUGACAGUGAACUGGAGGACGCAGUUGUGGAAGUGAUUGACCAUCACCUCCUACAGAGGCCCACAUCCCCCUCCUGCCCUGUCACUGUGGAGCCCGUGGGCUCCUGUGCCACCUUGGUUACAGAGCGCAUAGCCCAAAAAGCACCUGAGGUGCUCGACCAACAAGUGGCUCAGCUUUUAUACGGUGCCAUUAUCCUAGACUGUGUUAACAUGGCACCUGAGGCAGGCAAAGUCACCCCUAAGGACAGCCAGUACGCCGUCUUUCUGGAGAAACGUUUUCCCAAACUGCCUCAGAGGGGUGCUCUCUUUCAGUCGCUACAGAAUGCCAAGUUUGAUGUGUCAGGGCUCUCCACAGAACAGAUGCUGUUGAAAGACAUGAAAGCAGCAUCUGGUGGGGAUCUAAAAUUAGCUGUCAGUGUCAUUUACAUGACACUAGAGGCUUUUCUUCAGAGGCGUGGACUACAGCAGGACCUCUGUGAGUUCUGCCACAAUCACAACUACAACCUGGUGGUUGCCAUGACAAUCUCUUUCAAUGACAACAAAGAGCCCUUCCGACAGUUAGCCGUCUACAGUUCCAGCACUGUCUACAGGGAAGAGGUACUCAGUGCUUUAUACCAAAGACUAUAG